AUGAUGAGCACGAUCCUAAAAGCAACCGGAGUGGCUCUCCUCAGCAUCCUAUCUUAUGUUCAGGCAGAUCCUUCCGGUGCCUUCAAACGCUCGCAAAAGACUCCAUUCUUUGUUCUGGUGGGUGAUAGCACCACAGCUACUCAAUCCUCGAACGGUGGAGGAUGGGGGGAUGGCUUUCUCAACACCACCCUUUGGAAAGGAGCCUCGGGUCGCAAUUUCGGCCAUAAUGGUGCAACAACUGUCAGCUUUCGAGAAAGAGGUGACUGGGAUGAGGUUUUAGCGACCGUGAGACAAGUUCGAGACGACUAUCACCCAUUUGUGACGAUCCAAUUUGGACACAACGACCAAAAGCCGGCUGCAAACAUAUCAUUGGCACAAUACACCAGCAACCUUGAAAGAUUCGUGACUGAGGCUUCUGAUGCUGGCGCUACACCGAUUCUCGUCACUCCUCUGUCUCGGCGCAACUACCAUAACUCAACAGGGACACCGCGGAUUGUCAUGAGUCUCGCCAAUGAGACCAUAUCCACCAUCAUUGCUGCUCAUCGCUCACAUGCUGCCUAUAUUGACCUGAACAAAGCGAGCACCCAGUACCUCAAUGCAAUUGGACCAGAAAACGCUUUUACAUACAACCUCAAGCCAACAGACUAUACCCAUUUAAACUUGCCUGGGAGUACUCUGUUUGGGGGAAUUGUGGGCGAACUGAUUAUCCGGAAAUUUGACCAUUUGGAAAGGCUUGGAUAUCUGCGCGUUGAUGAUAAACUCAAGAAGGAUAUUGAUCGUGGGAUUUACUACUGGCCUUAG
Molecule: messenger RNA, 801 nt
Organism: Penicillium digitatum Pd1
Lineage: Eukaryota; Fungi; Ascomycota; Eurotiomycetes; Eurotiales; Aspergillaceae
Product: rhamnogalacturonan acetylesterase
Molecular function (GO): hydrolase activity
Source: RefSeq, a predicted model, not a curated record